GACUGCAGACACAGUACAGGGGAUGACCAGAGACUGUGGACACAGUACAGGGUAUGCCCAGAGACUGCGGACAUAGUACAGGAGAUGGCCAGAGACUGCGGACACAGUACAGGAGAUGACCAGAGACUGCGGACAUAGUACUGGGAAUGACCAGAGACUGCAGACAUAGUACAGGAGAUGACCAGAGACUGUGGACAUAGUACAGGGAAUGACCAGAGACUGCAGACAUAGUACAGGAGAUUACCAGAGACUGCGGACAGGAGAUGACCAGAGACUGCGGACACAGUACAGG
Messenger RNA from Staurois parvus, 292 nucleotides. The record is from the annotation of a GenBank genome assembly. Lineage: Eukaryota; Metazoa; Chordata; Amphibia; Anura; Ranidae.